Molecule: messenger RNA, 736 nt
Organism: Aspergillus aculeatus ATCC 16872
Lineage: Eukaryota; Fungi; Ascomycota; Eurotiomycetes; Eurotiales; Aspergillaceae
Exons: 3
Coding region: 323-637 (104 amino acids)
Source: RefSeq, a predicted model, not a curated record
AAAAAAAAACCUGUAGAGCGACCUCAAUACCAAGAACGACUUUACCUAUCGAUAUAACUACCAGAACAUAAAGAUUAACGUCUUCCAACAUGACCGACUGGCUCAACAAUCUCUACGUGUGUCUACUUGUACCCUCCUGGGCAGACCUAGCUAAUUCCGUCAGCCCGUCUACGGUGACCACGAAAACGAGAAACCCAGCAACGCCAUCCCCGUCGUCGACGACAAUAACGGCGACAUUAACGCGGGCUUCGGCGGAAAGUACGUCUGGCUAGUGGCCAACUACAUCCAGGACCCGCAGAACUGCCUUCACAACAUCAAGAUAAUGGUCUCGGACACGGAGAAGCCAGGCCAGAUGGACCUGGCCAAAGGGGCCGGGGGACAAUACCGCUACCUGGAGACCUCGACCGUGGCCGCGGAGGGCUUCGGGAUUUCGAACCUGAAGCUCCUGCGAAGCACGGAUGAGGUGAGCAGCACCGAUCUUCGAGGGCGGGGAUAUCGCGGAUGGACGACGGAUAUCAAUGCAGGUCGGGGAGGGGAAUAUUUGUAUCUGGUCAUUUUUGACUUUGAUUAUUUGAUCCCUUCAAUCGUGAGUCUUGGUCAUACGUUCAUCUUUAAGCCGGACAGACAAUUGAGUUGAACUUUGUGCUUUAGAACGGAGGUGGCUGUAGGAAGCUGGCAGAUUGAGACUGAGGAAGAAGUAAAGAAAUCUUCAAAGAAAAUGAACAGCUCUGGCCAG